Cladophialophora yegresii CBS 114405 is the source of this 582-nucleotide messenger RNA. Its product is annotated as rho family, other. Gene Ontology annotation, biological process: small GTPase-mediated signal transduction. The coding region runs from base 1 to 582 and encodes 193 amino acids. The record is from RefSeq and is a predicted model, not a curated record. Lineage: Eukaryota; Fungi; Ascomycota; Eurotiomycetes; Chaetothyriales; Herpotrichiellaceae. The transcript is spliced from 5 exons. Gene Ontology annotation, molecular function: GTP binding; GTPase activity.
AUGGCUGAAAUCCGUCGCAAGCUUGUCAUUGUCGGUGACGGUGCCUGCGGUAAGACUUGCUUGUUGAUCGUCUUCUCCAAAGGCACAUUCCCCGAGGUCUAUGUCCCCACGGUCUUCGAGAACUACGUCGCCGAUGUUGAAGUCGAUGGGAAACACGUCGAACUAGCCCUAUGGGAUACGGCAGGCCAGGAAGAUUACGAUCGUCUUCGACCUCUGUCGUACCCAGAUUCUCACGUCAUCCUUAUCUGCUUCGCUAUCGACUCGCCCGAUUCACUCGACAACGUUCAGGAGAAGUGGAUUUCUGAGGUCCUUCAUUUCUGUCAAGGUCUUCCUAUCAUCCUUGUCGGCUGCAAAUGCGAUCUACGACACGAUCCUAAGACUAUCGAAGAGCUGGCAAAGACGUCGCAAAAGCCAGUCACCCCCGAGCAGGGCGAGGAAGUUCGCAAGAAGAUCGGUGCCUACAAAUACCUCGAAUGUUCCGCCAAGACCAACCAGGGUGUCCGCGAAGUUUUUGAGUCUGCCACCCGCGCUGCCCUCCUGACUCGCAAGAGUGGAAAGAGCAAGAAAUGCUUGAUCUUGUAG